Molecule: messenger RNA, 2139 nt
Organism: Solea solea (common sole)
Lineage: Eukaryota; Metazoa; Chordata; Actinopteri; Pleuronectiformes; Soleidae
Product: protein EFR3 homolog B-like
Exons: 1
Coding region: 1-1857 (618 amino acids)
Biological process (GO): protein localization to plasma membrane
Cellular component (GO): plasma membrane
Source: RefSeq, a predicted model, not a curated record
AUGGACAAGAUUGUCCCCUCUCUACUUUUCAACUUGCAGAGUGGAGAAUGCACACAGAACCACUCCCCUUCGCUGCUGCGGAUGUCAGAGAAAGAAAAGAGUGGCUUGGUGGAGUUGACAGAGUGCUGCUUUAGGGAGCUUCUGAGACGAGCUGCCUAUGGCAAAAUCAAGAAUGUCAUCACACCCGUGCUAAUGCACUUAGAUAACCAUUCUCUAUGGGAGGGGACAACCUUUGCAGUGCAUUGCUUCAAAAUCAUUAUGUACUCCAUCCGAUCUCAGCACUCUCACUUGGUCAUCCAGCAGCUUCUUGGUCACCUGGCUGCUAACAGCAAGAACUCAGCCACAGUGCGAACUGGAAUCAUAGAGGUCUUGCUGGAGGCAGCUGCCAUCGCAGCCAGCUGCUCUGUUGGUCUCACAGUGUUGGAGAUUUUCAACACUUUGGUGCAGCAGCUUCAUUUGAGUGUUGACUAUGAGUUGACAGGUUCAUAUGAUGGCAGUAUCAACAUCGGAUCUGAGAUCACCAACGCUCACGAGGAGAGGCAGCUGCAGGAGGCUGUCAUCCGUACCAUCAGUUCAUUUGCCAACCCUCUGCCAGCUUACCAGAGGUCAGAAGUCAUGCUCUUCAUUAUGGGCAAAAUCCCUGGUAUUCACACAGCCGUGCCAUCCACAGGCUCAGGGCCUGAGGGUACCAGGAUGAUUCAAGUCAUGUUACUUAAGUCCUUAGUCCAGGUGACAGCAAGUUUCCAUACCACCAACAUGCUGAAAACCCAGCUAAGCUCUUACCUGGAGCCACUGCUGUCCGUGUCUCUCACCAAGGAUCCAGAGGUACAACUGUUGGCACUGCAAAUACUUAUUAGUCUCAUGGAUUGGCAUGACAACAGGUCCAAGCUCCUCAGCAUGAGCAGCAUCCUGGACAUAUCUGUGCUCAAGAUCAAAGUGGUCAAGUGUUCCAGACAAGAUAACUUAUUCAUGAAAGGUCACGGCCAGCAGCUUUACCAACACAUCUACUUGGCGUGCAAGGAGCAGAGCAAUGGUAGGCAGCAUUACGAGAACCUUUUUGCUUUGUUUGCCAUUUUGAGUGUGGAGCUGGCAAAUCCAGAGGUGGUUCUGGACCUCGUUCGCCUGACAGUUGCAUUGCAGGACCUGGCACUGUCAACUGACGAGGAUCUGCCUAUUUACAAUCGCUGUGCUAUUCAUUCCCUGACUGCCGCUUACUUCAACCUUAUUUGCCAGCUCACCACUAUUCCAGCCUUUUGCAAGUAUAUACACAAGGUUAUUAAGGUCAGACAGGUAAAUAGCCCUCACCUUUUACCCGAGGGUGUCUUCACGGACAACCCCAAGCUGCCUGCCUCACUGGAGAAUGUGGAAGGGGAUGUUUUAUUUCUCCAGUCAAAAAUCUCUGAAGUCCUUGGGGGUGGUGGUUAUAACACAGAGAGACUUUCUAUACCUUUCAUUCCUCAGUACACAGAUGAUGAUCAUCUGUCCAUUGGUGAAACUGUCUCACAGGUGGAGUUACAGUCUAGAAAUAGUCCAGAGAAAGAAGAGAGGAGAGUGACAGAGGAGAUCACAUUCAAAGCCUUGAAAAAUGUCAUUGUGGGCAAUGUGGAUAUGGAGGAGCAGGACAGGGAGUGGAGGAGACAAGUGAUGGAGAAGUUUCAGAAGGCCCCCUUUAAGGAAAUAGCUGCACAUUGUGGUCCAAGGGCCACACAACUGCAUAGGAGACUAAAUCAAAUCUUAGAGAUUACAAUUAGACCUCCACCCAGUCCUGCUGGAACCAUGUUAUCAAGUCAUGGCCAAAGUCAAAGAUCAUCUGUACCCAUCUAUGACAUGACAUUUCCUGUCCUGUUUUUGUACUAAACCAGAAAGUCAACUGAGGUGUUGAAUAAGUAUUGUACACACUUUAAUGGCUGUAAAGUUGUUAACCACAUCAUUUACAAGAGAUAUUCAGCAAUAACAAAUGUUGUAUCCAGGCCACUUUAAAACAUUUUUUUAACUUAGUCAUCUGAAAUGACAAUUAUUUCACUCAGCGGGCAGAACUUCAGGCCAUCCUGAACAAAACCACCCACAGCCACCUAUCUCUCUGUCUGUAUGCAUGUACGGUAUAUACACACAAUUUACACAAUAUGUUUUUUGUUUGUU